Olea europaea var. sylvestris is the source of this 438-nucleotide messenger RNA. RefSeq lists its product as uncharacterized. Gene Ontology annotation, molecular function: zinc ion binding; nucleic acid binding. Bases 1 to 438 code for a protein of 145 amino acids. NCBI's taxonomy places the organism in Eukaryota, Viridiplantae, Streptophyta, Magnoliopsida, Lamiales, Oleaceae. The transcript is spliced from 3 exons. The record is from RefSeq and is a predicted model, not a curated record.
AUGAUUAUGAAUGAAAUAUACAGUGCAUAUUUAGCAUGUGAGUUAACUGUGGCCAUAUGUGACUUGUUACUUGAAUCUUUAAUGUUUCAAGUGGAUCAACUUCCCUGUCGACAUGCACUGGUAGUAAUAGCAACAUUGAAGCUGAAUGUAUAUGACUUUUGCUCUGUGUAUUACACAAGAGAUGCAUAUCUAAAUACCUACAAAGAGACUGUCUUUCCUGUAGGUAAUAAAUCAGAAUGGAAUUUGCCAGAUGAUGUAAGUAAUAGAGUUGUUUUUGCUCUAAACCAAAAGAAAAGUUCUGGACGGCCUACUAAGAAGAGAAAGAAGUCAGCAUAUGAAAGAUCACAAGUUGUGAAAUGUGGAAGAUGCGGUGAAUUCGGGCACAAUCGUCGAACAUGCAGGAACUUGGUGUCACUUAACCAGAAUGACAAAAAAUGA